Rana temporaria (common frog) is the source of this 1485-nucleotide messenger RNA. It is a transcript of the gene AIP, whose product is annotated as aryl hydrocarbon receptor interacting protein. Gene Ontology annotation, molecular function: peptidyl-prolyl cis-trans isomerase activity; protein binding. Lineage: Eukaryota; Metazoa; Chordata; Amphibia; Anura; Ranidae. The record is from RefSeq and is a predicted model, not a curated record.
GUUAAUAGCAGCAGGGAUAGUUAUAUUCUAGUAAAGUUUAAUUUAUUGGGCCUUCUGUGCGGGUCCUAAUAAUAAGUGCUGCUCACAUAUGCGGCGACCACUACAAUGCUCGACAUGCGCUUUGGGCUGAUCGGGAGAUUGCCCAUGCGCAGAGGCGCUGGGGUCCGCUGGUGAUUGUACAUGCGCAGAGGGGUUGCUCCGAUCUCGCUGGAAACGUGACGUCGGUCAGAUGAAGAUGGCGGGGGUUGUGGCUCUGGGAGAGGGGAUCAGAAAACGAAUCGUCACCCCGAGCAAGGCCGAGCUGUCACAGUAUCAGGAUGGCACUAAGGCCACCUUCCACUACAAGACCUUGCUUUGUGAUGAGCAGCGUACAGAGGUCGAUGACAGCUCCAACAGAGACAAGCCAAUGGAGCUGAUUAUAGGCAAGAAGUUCAAGCUGCCUGUGUGGGAAACCAUCAUUCGCAGCAUGGGGGAAGGAGAAGUUGCCGAAUUCCUGUGUGACAUGACGCUUGUACUUGAUUACCCACAAGUGUCCCGUAGUCUGCGUCGGAUUGCAGCAGGAGAAGAUCCUCGUGAAGGUCAGAGACAUUGCUGCGGAGGGAUAGCACAACUUCAUGACCAUUCUCUUGGAUACAUGGAUUUGGACAUACUGCAAAAAGAUCCUCAGCCCUUAAUAUUUGUCAUAACUCUUUUAAAGGUCGAGGAGCCAGGUACCUACAGGCAAGAUGCUUGGGCUAUGACAGACGAGGAAAAACUGCAAGUGGUACCCACCCUUCACCAAGAAGGCAACCAGCUGUACAAAGAGGGGAAAACAGCUGAAGCAGCUGCCAAAUAUUAUGAAGCUAUUGCAUGCCUUAAAUCCUUACAGAUGAAGGAGCAACCUGGAUCUCCUGACUGGAUUAGUCUGGAUUUGAAGAUCACUCCAUUGCUUCUGAAUUUUUGUCAGUGUAAGCUUCUGGAGGGAGAAUAUUACCAAGUUUUAGAGCAUUGCUCGUCCAUUUUAAACAAGUAUUCAGAUAACGUAAAGGCAUUGUUUAAGCGGGGUCGUGCCCAUGCCGCAGUGUGGAAUGCAUCAGAAGCAGAGCAGGACUUCUCACGGGCUGUUGAGCUGGACCCUUCACUUGCUCCCCUUGUUGCAAAGGAAUUGAAGCAGCUUGAGGCACGGAUACACGAGAAGGAAAGUGAAGACAAAGCAAGAUUUCGAGGCAUAUUUAAAUGACUUUCAGUAGCAGCAAAUUCAUAGGUCAAUGUGCCAUUUCAUGUGGCAGUAACUUGUUAUGGGCAGGUGACUGGCACAAUAUAUAAAUUUUGGCUAUAACUAAGUUACAGAUAAGGUCAGUGGUAGUGUUUGAGGCAUAAUGACUGAAUACACCGCUGUGCAACUAUCAGACCGAAAGAAACUAUAUAUUUUCCUGUAAUACACCAACAUUACAGUAUCUGUGUCAUGUUAAAAAACCAUGUCCAUCAUACCAACCGCUGUAUAGG